CACUCCCAGGUUCUCAGCGUUCAAGCGGCGUGAACAGCUCAGUCGACGCACAAGAAGAAGAUUUCAGCCUCCAUUGCACCCGCAUAUGGUGCAUGAAUUCAUCGCGAGAGGUGCGGAGUUCCAGCGAUGGUGUUUCAUGGCCUCAUGGUUGUGGAGCGGUCUUCAUCGCGCCUGCUCUCCCAAUGUGCCGUCACGCCAAGAUUCGGGCUGCCCAUGGCGGGCAAGUCGGAGGAAUGUGCACGAGAGGGUGAUGAUGCAGAUGCCGCCGGCGAGGACCCUUUCAUGUUUGCUUUGAGGCUAUCGGGACGGCUGCAGCUUCUCAUCCACUCUGGUAAGCCGAGAGAAGGAAGAUCCAUACCGAAGUGACGUUGCAACCCAUCUUCGUCUUUGCUCUCAGGUGUGUCGUCACUUCAGCUAUCUUCGACGGUCACGGUGAACAUCGUCGGCCUCGACAUCACCCACUCACCCGAUCCGCCCCACACAGCGGCGACCACCACCACCCCAACAGAGGACUCAUCUCCCCUCGUCGUCCUCAUCUUCGCCCAUCCGACCUUCCCCCUGUCAGUGGCUCUCGCCAUCAGCAGGGCGUAUGUGCAGCAGUACGGGAGGGUGAAGCAUCUGGAUGGAGGGCAGGACGGGGGUGAAAGCGAGAGGGGACAGCCUGUGGCAUUGCGGUGGCGUGGGGCUCCCCCGAAGGACCAUGUGAUGGAGCAUGUUGUCAGGCAGGUGAGUGGAGGAGGGGUGGGGAGUCAACAUGUACAUCCAUCUGUCUGUCUAUCACGUCAUUGGCAGAGUCGGAAUGUGUUCCUCUCCUGGAUGCAUCGGCAAGCGGCAUUGCUUACCCAGCCGCCGACGUCCCCUCUUCCCUCGAUGCUCCUCUUUGCCCUUCCCCCAUCCAGCCUCCCAACCGCCCCAUCCGUCCCGCCAACAUCACGGAGAUCCCCCCUUCGCUGCCUCUGCUGCCUUCCAUUGUCCGUAUGUGGCUGUCGUCGGCGGCGGGAGGCGAAAGAGAAGGUGCCCGAGACGAGAGAAGAGGAGCGGCAUGUUUGGGUGAGGCGGUCGGACUCGGCGGACUUGUCACCUGUACCGCCUGGCCUGACACAGCAGUGGACAGAGGCCUUGAUGGCUGAGCGGACUGGUGAUGGCCCCUGGACCACUCAUGCCGUCCUUCAGCCAGCAGCAACAGCAAAGGAGGCACCUUCGGCAGCCACCGUCCAAUCACAGGGCCAGGAGAAAGCUGGCGAUCGCACCAAGCAAGCCAAGAGGCGGCCAUCGUGGUCGAGCUGGCUGUCCGUCGUGCCGUCGGCGAAGGCCAAGAAGGCGCAGCGAAGGAGGCCACGCAAGAGGUCGGCAAAGGUGUCUUCGGUAGUGGUUGACGGCCAUGAUGCUGGCGAGGUCGAUGGUGGUGCCGAUGCUGAGGCGCCUGCACCACGGGUGGUGUGGGGGGAUGGGGCUGGUGACGAGACCGCAGCAGUCGAGAACAAGCGCCCUGCGGCAGUGAGGCUGCGCGUGGUCGGCAUGAACAGGUGAGAGACCAGACAGAUGGAGGGCACGAGCAUCUGAAUGCACUUGGCUUGGCUUUUGUUGUAUGCAUGUCUGGAUGCAGUGUUGCCAUCGCCGUACCAGAGCCUGAUCAUUCAGGGGCAGACCUUGGUGCGCUGAAAGAAGACUCCGCUGUGAUGGAGCUGACGACCAGCGUGCCAGGGGAUGGCAGCGACGAGCAGAAAAGACAUAGGGGCGGUCGGUGUGUGUCUGUGGAGUGCAUGGCGCUGGCUCUGCGGCCUGCUCUAGAGGUGUGGGAUGCCUUCGAGAGGCAGAUGGGCGUGACGUGUACAUAGAGGUGGACAGGCAGGGCCCGAGACACUAGUGCCGGUUGUGUACAGACAAACUCAUUCA
Messenger RNA from Vitrella brassicaformis, 1896 nucleotides. The record is from the annotation of a GenBank genome assembly. NCBI's taxonomy places the organism in Eukaryota, Vitrellaceae.